Molecule: messenger RNA, 1765 nt
Organism: Sardina pilchardus (European sardine)
Lineage: Eukaryota; Metazoa; Chordata; Actinopteri; Clupeiformes; Clupeidae
Product: 7SK snRNA methylphosphate capping enzyme-like
Exons: 1
Coding region: 287-1507 (406 amino acids)
Biological process (GO): snRNA modification
Molecular function (GO): O-methyltransferase activity; RNA methyltransferase activity; snRNA binding
Source: RefSeq, a predicted model, not a curated record
CGAAACAGUAACGUUGGUAGUGAGAGACAUGCUUGGUGCGAACUGGCUGUCGCCGCCGCAGUACAUCGACUUUACAGACUUAAAUUAAACGAUUUAGCGUUGUAAUUUCAUUACAAUAUAGUGGCGGCAUCAGGAUAUAGCAGCUAAGUAUUUAAGCUCCGUGUUCGUCUCGAAGAAUCUCGAAUGCUCUUUCUGACAAGUUAACGUAGAAGUCGGCAAACUUAACUUUGCUGUUGGGAGAUCGUGUAGGGCAUUUAUUAUUUCCAAAAUAACUUUUAUUCAGAAAAUGGCCGAGACGGCCAUCGUCAGUGUUAACUUACCACAAGAAGACAGAUCAGUUGUAAACAUGGGACCUCCACCGCAACAGUAUCUGGAGACUGAGGCAGUCGUAGGCAGCCUCAUCACUGAAGCCGCUUAUUCUACCAAGGAUUCCAGUAACGUUAGCAAAGUGCCGGCGAAUCGAGGCCACGCACCUGCACCUGCACCUCCUCAGCCGGUCUCGGAUCCCUCACAGGCACCCCCUCGUCCAUGUAAACGUAAGUCUAGCAGUUGUGAAAACGGCGACAGUAGCCAAAGACCAGUGACUGUAAAAAAGCAGCAGCAACCAAAGAAGAAAAAGUUCGAAUAUGGCAAUUACAGCCAGUAUUAUGGUUACCGCUACUUGGGACUAAAUGAUGACCCGCGCUUACGGGCUUUCAGACGUGAGUGGUUCCAGGGAAAUACGGUGCUUGACAUUGGAUGCAACGCCGGACAUGUCACACUGUUCAUUGCCAAGCACUGGAGGCCAGGUAGAAUAGUUGGGAUGGACAUUGAUGGUGGGUUGAUCUACACUGCAAGACAAAAUAUCAAACGCUACCUUUCAGAUACACAAGCCAAGGAGGACAGGGAUAACAUUAAAGAUGCCGGUGCUGCUGUAGGUGAGGUCUCUGUGAAUUCCUUAAACGCACAGGUGAAGGAAGCUGAAAUGGAGAACAUCUCAGGGGACCAAGAAGAGGCCCACUCCCCCCCUCUCGUGUCUGGAAAUGCCUCCGUGUCUGUACCUCUCCCCCACACACCCAGUAACCCCCCGGGGAACUUCCCUGAGAACGUGUGCUUUGUUCGUGCUAACUAUGUCCUGGAGAGCGAGCAGCUCCUGCUGACCCAACGGGAGGAGUACAACGUGAUCUUGUGCCUCAGCGUCACCAAGUGGAUUCAUCUGAACUGGGGUGACGCCGGUCUCAAGCGGCUCUUCCGUCGAGUGCACAAGCAUCUUCUGCCUGGAGGGCUCUUUAUCCUGGAGCCCCAGCCCUGGAGCUCGUACAACAGGAGAAGGAAGCUCACAGACACCACCUCCAAGAACUACACGAGCAUCCAGCUCAAACCAGAUCUGUUCGCCUCAUACCUCACGUCUGAGGUGGGCUUCAGCGGCUACAAGCUCAUAGGAACACCUAAGAGCUCAUCGCAAGGCUUUGAGAGACCCAUCUAUGUUUUUCACAAAGAUAACACACCUUCAGAACAAGUUGUAUGAUGUUUUUCAAGUGUCUAUUUCAUGAUCCAAGUGAGGAUGUCCUACAGAUGUCUGUGUGUACAUUUUAUGUUGGAUAACUGGAUAAAACUGUGUACUUUGCACUUAACUGAUGCCUUAUUGAUCUCCAGAGAGCUAGACAUGACCGACUAUGUCGUUGAAUGUUGUACUUAAAUGAAUACUUAACUUUAAGCAUUGUUGACUGCUACCAAAAAGUGUUCCUGGUUUUCUGUUCAUUAAAUUUUUUUGUUAAACCUUGAA